Molecule: messenger RNA, 612 nt
Organism: Alternaria triticimaculans
Lineage: Eukaryota; Fungi; Ascomycota; Dothideomycetes; Pleosporales; Pleosporaceae
Exons: 2
Coding region: 1-612 (203 amino acids)
Source: RefSeq, a predicted model, not a curated record
AUGCGGAAACCGCCAUACCUCCUCUUCCUUCUCCUUACUUUUCUAUCAUCUCUCUCCCUGUCCCUUGCAGCCUCGCGUACGUCGUUCUGCAAAUGUACCUGCAAAGGCAAUAGUACCAUCAUAGCCCUCGACGCGCCCAGCACGAAGAAGCCCGCCGCCCUCGAAUUGAAACCCCGCGCCUCCAAAAAGACAUGUAACGAUUGCACCCGCCAAUUCUGCCUAGGUUAUGGCGUCUGCGCAGGAGAGAAAGAGGAGAACGUGCUUACAACAUGCUUCCAGAGAGAUUCUGCCAAAGACCAGGCAGUUGUGUUUGUCUUCAUUGGAGCGACGGUGGGGCUCUUGGGGUGGGCGGCAUUGCGGCCUUAUGUUGAGGGAUGGAGAGAGGUACGUGUAGGCGAGCGAGGCCGACUUGAUCGGGAACUGACUGGAAACAGCGUGCACGAGAACGGCGAAGCUAUAUACCUGUGGCUGGUCAAGGGAAUUAGCGAGUUGCAAGACUGGAAAUCGUUUGAAAAUGCAUUGGAUGUACAAUAUGGACACGAAGCAAAGAUACCCGAGAUGAUCGUUGACUCCUUCAUAACUGCUGAAGAACUCCAUCAUGCAUACAUCUAA